GGGUCUUUAUGGUGUGAAGGAAAGAGUCCUAGCUGGUAGGUAGUGAUAGUGGGGAUUCCACGAUUUUGUCUUUUCGGUUAGAACAGUGUGUCUUAUACCUUAGGCCUUCUUAAAGGGAAGAAAUUUCAAGAAUCCUCAAAUGAGAAACACUCCCUUAAAAAAUGAGGUACUUAAGGGGCAGAGACUUGGCUUUGUACCCUUACAGGUCCUUAUGAUUUUAUGGGCAUAACUUUUUGAUUGUGAAGAAUAAUAUACGCACUAUGAGGUGGAUUCUAGGUUUUUCAAGCUGAAGAACUAGAAUUGUUGUUAAUGUAACAAAAUAUUGGAAAUAGCGGAAUCAUUUUCUUUAAAUAAAUUUUCAUUUACUCUAAAAUAUCAGUUAAUUCUAGGUGGUUGCUCAUGAGUCUAUGUAAGUUGUGUAAGUAUAUGUACGUAUUAUUGGUACUUAACUUCAGUGAAGAAGGUUUUGUUGAACUUCAGUUGUGCUUAUGGUGGGUUAUCAUCAAGACUGAAGUCAUACGGUGUUCUAAAAACACCUUUUUUCUGGGUUAGUAGGAUAGUAAAGCUUUUGUGAGCUAUGAUAAGGAAGUUAAACAGCUAUGCAGGAGGAAAAUUGUGGCUUAGAGCAGCAUUAAUGAGUACAACGUAACUAACAAGGAAACAGUUUUACAUGUGUCUCCUGCCAAAUGAUUAGAGAUAAACUAUUGAAAUCUGAUGAUGGUGGUAAUGAUAGCUAACAUUCCAGUGCUUACUACAUGCCACACACUACAUGCUAAGGACUUUACAUGGAGUAUCCUAACAGCAGCCUCAUUUGGCAGGGAAUGUUGUUAUGCUUAUUUUACAGAUGACGGCAUUAUGGUUUACUGAGUUAAAGUAGCACACCCAAGGUGUGGCAGAGCCAGCGUUAAUCCAGAUUGUCCCAUCAUAUGCUAGUUUGUGGGGUUAAAACAAAGUGUGGUUUCAAAAGAUUUGGAAAGGGAAGGAACUUGGUAGCUAGGUUAGAGUCACUUUCUCUGGAACAUACUGAUUUUACCCAUGGUUAGAACCUGUACCAGCAUUUCAACUACACUAUUAACUUUGUCUGUUUAAAAAAAUUAGGUCAUAAUGAGGAAGUACAGAAAACAAAUGUUAACGGGUUCUCCCUGAAAGUUUGUAAUACAUUCUUCAGUUCUAAUAAGUGUAUUCUCAUAUAAUGCCCCCCUUGUUAAUGCUUUGGGAUCUGUUAGUGGAAGAAUAAACAUUCCCUAGCUAGAGCGUAUCAGAAGUUCAUCUAGGUUUCCUUAGGCAACUUUAGUAGACUUUUUAACUCUUAUACAGGCUCUUACGAUCAGAUGGUAGUGGCUGAUUGCAGGUAAGUAGUAAAGUUAAUUGGUUUGGCAAGAUCUUUACAUGUUUUUAUAUCUUGGUAUUCUGGUUCAGUUGGCAUUCUGUGAGCUGUGAUGUGGAAAUAAGUAUAUACCUGAAAUACUCUGGCUCAGCAUUAAAUGCUCUGAUAACAGCCACAAUUGUUAAAGUUGAUUGGUCUAGAUUGUUUUGACAGUGCAGUCUAAGAAAGGAACUGUGGAAAGGCAAAAACUAAAAGGGGAAACAAUUGUUUAUAAAAUCCUGCAGAUUGUCAUAAUGGGAAUAGAGAGUUCCUCACCAAAUUCCAGAAUAUUAGGGCUUGUAGCUUGAAAAUAAUUUUGGACAAAUGAAAGAAAGGAUGUACAAUAUGGAUCUCUUUGUUUUUAUGGAGCAGUGUAGCUUUUAAAUGUAAUUAACGCUAGACCCAUGAUGAUUUGUUAAAGAAGGUUAGGAGUGUUUGAGAUACAUGACGAAAUUUUAAAGCCUAUUGGAAUAAACAGCCACCAGCCUUUUCUAUCAAUAGGAGUACCUGAGUGGCGCAGAUGGUUAAGCACGCAACUGCUAAACCAAAUCCGUUGUUGUCGAGUCAAUUCUGACUCAUAGUGACCCUGUAGGACAGAGUAGAUCUGCCCCAUAGGGUUUCCAAGGAGCAGCUGGUGGAUUCGAACUGCCUAUCUUUUGGUGGGCAACCUGAGCUCUUAACCACUGUGCCACCAGGGCUCAACUCAACUACUAGCACUUACGUGUUGUAUUUCUAUCAUUAUGAAUGACGGUUUUGACAAAUAAUGGGUCAGUGGAACAUACCUUAAGCUAACAGAUUUUUUUUUUCAUAGUUUUUCAGUUCACUAGGAAAAAAAGCUAACUUUGUCAGUAAGCAAGUUAUGUUAUGGUUGGCAGUUCAGACCUACCCAGAGACGCGUAAAAGGCAGACCUGUCGAUCUGCUUCCAAAAGGUCACAGCCUUGAAAACCCUAUGGAGUGGUUCUACUCUGCACACAUAGGGUCACCAUGAGUCGGAAUUGACUUGACAGCAACUAACAACAAGAAGCCUCUUCUAUAAACUGUGCCUUUGUACCGAGGCCAGACAGGAUUCUAAAUUUGAUGGAUCAUUGCUAUGACCCAAGGUCUUGUCUAAAGCAAGUUUAAAUCAGUACUUUCUAAUAAUUAGGUUUUUAUUCUGGUUAGUUAGUUAAUUGAAUACUUAGAAGUCCAGUGUUAGACGAAUUACUACUUUUUCUACCCUGUGAGAAAAACCAGUUGGCUACUAUGUGUUUUAAGCUCAUAUUUGUUUUGCUCACUAUUUCACUCUUACGCGUUUUAAGCAUAAUAGGGACUGGAAGAGAAACGGAAGCUUUGUCCAUGCUUGUAGCGUUUAUAAUCUGACACAUCUACUUAGGCUGUUGCUUUCCAUCUGUAUAAGAGCUGAUAGUAACACUAAAACACGUGUGGAGUGGAGCGUACCAUAAGAUCAAGCGCCUUUUUAACACCUUUAAAAGCAACUUCAGAAUAUGACACCUUCACUAAUCAUCUUUUACUCAUACGUAAAUAAUCUGUACAUACAAAUCAUAUUUGAAAGCAAAAUAUAACCUUUAAAAUUUAUUCCUCCUUUUAACAGAAAAACUUAUCAUACUCCCCUCUGUUGAAUGCAUAUAACUAAAAAUUGCUUUGUUAUAAUAAAUAUAACACAAAUAUUAAACAAAUAUAAUGCAUCUACUUUGUGCCUGUAUUGUUGAUAAAAUGGUGAAAAAGACAGUGAAGAUCACCAUUCUCACAAAACUUUCUGGUGGAGAAAGACAGACAAUUAAAAAUAAACAAGAAAAAUACUAGAUGGUGAUGUGUUACAUAGAGAAUUAAAAUGAGGUGGUGUGAUAGCGUAAUUGGGUGGCUGCUUUAGGUUGGCAAAGAAGGCUUCUCCAAGGAGAUCAGUUUUUUGUUUUCUGUUUUUUUAAAGGAGAUCAGAUUUAACCUGGAAUAUAAGAAGGAGCUGGUCUAGGGGUGAUUUGGGUGGCAUUGGGGAGCAUUUUCAAGGCCGAGGGAACAUGCCUGUACUUCGCAUGUUCAAAUUGCUAAAAGGUUUGACUAUGCCUUCAUGUUCCAGUUUAAAAAAAUAAAAGUUUAUAAUGAAGUGUUUCAACUGUUUUUCCCUCUUGUUGCAUAUUUUGUAUUUUCCAGCACAUCUGACACAUUUGAGGAUACUUUUAAACCUUAAUGUUCAUCUGACAUCCUGGAAUUUGUUUCUCUACCUCCUGCAUUUCUGUAUUGUGAAUGACUGUUUUGACAAAGAAUGUGUCAUUGGAACACACUUAAGCUAACAGAUUUUUUUUUCAUAGUUGUUUUUCAGUUCACUAGAAAAAAGGCUAACUUUGUCAGUGAACAAGUUAUGUUAUGAUACUAGGAAAGGCAUAACUUAGCUUUUAAUUUGUCUUUGACAGUUAAGAAAAUGAAUGUUUCCAGUCUUUAUACAUUCUCAGUCAUCUGUCCACUGACCAAGUGCCUUAUGGCUCUGAGUAAUCAUUAACUGAAAGAACUCAUAACAUUGGGAACUUGGAAUCAGCAGGGUGACCAUUUGCAGGAACACUGUUUUUAGUUGCAAUUUAAGGACUAGGUUAUUUACUAGCUUUCUAGGGUAUUUACCAUACUUUGAAAUAUUUUAAUGAAUUUUAUUCUGUAAGACCCAAUUCAGUUUAGGUGUCUUUGCAGAAAAUUUAUUCUAUAAAAUUUAUACUUGCAUCAAACAAGUAUACCCCAAGAACCAUUCUUUCAUUAAAUGCUUGUUUAAUAUCUACUCUUGUUUCUGGAGAAUAUAAAGAAUAAAAAGACAUAGUCUCUGCUGUCUCACAGUUAAUUGGAAGAGGGGACCGGGGAGAGCAGAGAGGGACAGUCAAAAUCUUCUAAUUCUUCACUGAAUUUAAUUUCUAGGUGCACCUUCCCCCCAAAAAUCACACUUACGGACAGCCUCAAUUCUUCCUUUAAAAAUGUUAUCACCAUCUCUUCCUCCUCUCUCCCUGCUUCCCAUUUAAUAAUUUGACAUAGUAGUUGAAGAAAAAAGUUGUUUGCAUUUACGUAUUUGUUUUUGAUCUACUAAAAGGGGUUUAAUAGUAAUUGUUGACAUAUUAUAUUUUACAUUGUUGCUGCUACUGAUUAAACACAUAACCCACACAUGGACAAACUCUAACAUUAUAAAACUUAAUUACCCCAGGCUCCUACAAUAAUAACUCAUUCUUUUUACAGACAGAAUAAGGUCUGAGGAGUAGAAGGUUUAAUUCCACCCAGAGGCACCUUGGAAGAAAGGCCUGGCAAUCUACUUCUGAAAAAAUCAGCCAUUCAAAACCCUGUGGAGCACAGUUGUACUCUGACAUAUGAAGUCACCAUGAGUCAGAGUUGGCUCAACAUCGACUGUUAUAUAUACUGGUAUAGUAGAGUGUGUAAACAGAGGGUCUCAAAGAAAAUGCAUGUCUGAAUUCCGUGCUUCUCAGAUGACCCCUGGAGCCCUGCAGUCUGAAAAUAGCCAGUUUCCAUGCUGUUAAAAUAAUUUGGCUGUGGCGUUGGUUGAUCUUCAUUUAUUGCAACUUGAACUUUUGGGUCUUUCAAAUGGGAGCAGCAGGCAUUUUAUGCUAUGUGGGAGCCUAUGUCUUCAUCACUUAUGACGAUUAUGACCACUUCUUUGAAGAUGUGUACACUCUCAUUCCUGCUGUAGUGAUCAUAGCUGUAGGAGCCCUGCUCUUCAUUAUUGGGCUAAUUGGCUGCUGCGCCACAAUCCGGGAAAGCCGCUGCGGACUUGCCACAUUUGUCAUCAUCCUACUCUUGGUUUUUGUCACAGAAGUUGUUGUAGUGGUUUUGGGAUACGUUUACAGAGCAAAGGUGGAAAAUGAAGUUGAUCGCAGCAUUCAGAAAGUGUAUAAAACCUACAAUGGAACCAAUCCUGAUGCUGCUAGCCGGGCUAUUGAUUACGUACAGAGACAGCUGCACUGUUGUGGAAUUCACAAUUACUCAGACUGGGAAAAUACAGACUGGUUCAAAGAAACCAAAAACCAGAGCGUCCCUCUUAGCUGCUGCAGAGAGACUGCCAGCAGCUGUAAUGGCAGCCUGGCCCACCCCUCUGACCUCUAUGCCGAGGGGUGUGAGGCUCUAGUUGUGAAGAAGUUACAAGAAAUUAUGAUGCAUGUUAUCUGGGCAGCGCUGGCAUUUGCAGCUAUUCAGCUGCUGGGCAUGCUGUGUGCAUGCAUCGUGUUGUGCAGAAGGAGUAGAGAUCCUGCUUAUGAGCUCCUCAUCACCGGUGGAACCUAUGCAUAGUAGCAAAUUCAAACCUGAGCUUUUUAGUCUUGUUCUGAUUUGGAAGGUGGAUUGAGCAGGUCUGCUGCUGGUGGCCUCCUGAGUUGUUCUAGUUAAAACACACGUAUAGUGGUGGUGGACAGAGCAGCUUGUCUCUUCAUUUACCUACCUGCCUACCCUCCCACCUAUGACUUUCUUUUCCUUUGUUCUAGUUGAUUCUCCACAUCCCUAAGUUUUUAAGUACGGUCGGAAAUGUUCUAAUUUCAGAAACAUUUGCAAGUUUGUGUAGUGUGGUAGAAUUGAAGGAGGAUGUGGGCCUGCUUUUGUUACCUCCAAGCAUUAAUGGGACUGAUUCUGAAGUAUCACCAGACCCUUUCAGUCUUCACAAUGUAGAAUUCUUGGCCAAAGGUUUUGGGAGGGAGGGGGAGGAAGUCAGCUCUCUGGUUCAAGUUAACACCAGGUGGUGCCCCUCAUCAGUGUCCUUUUAAAAAAUAUAUACUGUAGUCCAAUAAGAUAGCAACUGUACAAAAUGGCUAAAAUAGACUUUAGAAUCAUAUGGUAUAUAUCUUGGUUCAUCUUCGAAAUCAGAGUCUGAUCUUUGAAACUAGUGGUUUUUAAUCAAAGCUGACUUUAUAGGAAGAGUAUAAUGUAUGUAUGCACUACUGUUUUAAAACAAUUAGCGUGUGUGUGUUUUUUUAUGAUUGAGCCCAUUCAUCAUAAGUCUUAAACUCAUUUGGAAAUAAUGUACCCAUGUAGACUAGCAAAAUAGUAUGUAGAUGUGAUCUCAGUUGUAAAUAGAAAAAUCUAAUUCAAUAAACUCUAUAUCACCCUUCAA
Messenger RNA from Trichechus manatus latirostris (Florida manatee), 6450 nucleotides. It is a transcript of the gene TSPAN3, whose product is annotated as tetraspanin 3. Bases 4935 to 5636 code for a protein of 233 amino acids. The transcript has 7 exons. Lineage: Eukaryota; Metazoa; Chordata; Mammalia; Sirenia; Trichechidae. The record is from RefSeq and is a predicted model, not a curated record. Gene Ontology annotation, cellular component: plasma membrane.